This is a messenger RNA of Plenodomus lingam JN3, 525 nucleotides long. The record is from RefSeq and is a predicted model, not a curated record. NCBI's taxonomy places the organism in Eukaryota, Fungi, Ascomycota, Dothideomycetes, Pleosporales, Leptosphaeriaceae.
AUGGCUACCAACGGUGCGACAAUUCGACAUGCAACACGUGAUGACGUAUCGACUAUUCUAUCACUGAUCCAGGAGCUCGCCGACUAUGAAAAGGCAACAUCCUCCGUUGAAGCUACAGAAGAUUUGCUCCUGGAAACGCUCUCCCACGUCGACCCCUCAGACCCCACCAAGUUCUCCCGAGGCUACGCCAAAACCCUCCUUCUCACCGAUCCUGAUGGAACCAUAGCCGGCAUGGCGCUCUACUUCUACAACUUCAGCACUUGGACUGGCGUGCCAGGCAUCUAUCUUGAGGAUCUCUUCGUCAAAGAGGCGUACCGCAAGAAGGGCUAUGGAAAAGCGCUACUGCAGGCCUUGGCCAGGGAGGUGUUGAAGGUGGGAGGCAAGAGGCUGGAAUGGAGUUGUUUGGACUGGAAUGAGCCGAGCUUGCAGUUCUACCAGAGUGAGAUUAUUGGCGCAAAGAAGAAGACGGCUUGGAUUGGGUUGAGGGUUGAGGGCGAGGCGUUGGGCAAGUUGGCGGGGGAGUAG